AUGCAAUGCAUUUUCGAAAUCCAAUUUGUUUACGACCAGUGGGCAAAUUGGAUUUCAAUAUUUUUGUGUGGCUAUUAUAGUUCAAUUCUACCCCAUCUUUUUUUAAUAAAACAAUUCAAGCUACCAACAAAAUAUUUUCCCGCUUAUAUAUAUUAUUAUUUUUUGAAUAUUAUAAUGAAGAGUAGUAGGGAAUUGAUCCAAGAAGCUAAAGAUUAUCAAUUCAAUCCUAAAAUACCGUUAAAAUUGUAUUUAAAGACAUGUGUUGGAUUAUUAGACAAGGCUCAAAUGAGUGUUCAACGCGGAGAUACAGAGUUAGCAUAUAUGUUUUAUUAUCGUUAUGUGGACCUUUGUACCAAUAAAUUGUCUAAACACCCACAAUAUCUAAUUAAUAAUAUUAAUUUAGAUUCAGAAAUUCAACUUUACAAACAAGAAUAUUUACAACUAAUGAAAUUAGAAGUGCCAGCUGUUUUGAAGUUACUUGAAGAUUUACAAAUCCAUAUUGACAAAAAUUACUUCAAACACCAAUUGUCAUUGGCUAAAAAUAUUGCAAAAUCCAAUAAAAUUAAUAUACAUGAUCCAAUUAACAAUAAAAAUGAGAGACGAUAUCAUUCAAGAAUGGUUAAUGAUAAUAAUACAAAUUCAGAUAUCAAAUAUCCAUUAUUACCUCCAACUUUUAAUGAACAUAGGUUUAACCAGUCACUUGAGUUUUUUAAACCAGUACCGGUCCGUAGUGCUCACGAUAAUAACAGCGAUAGCAGCAGUGAUUCUCAUAUAAACGUAACUGCUAAUAUGUUAGACCAUGCCAAGAGUAAUAGAUCUAACAAUUCUGACUCAAAUAAUAGUGGUCAUAUGUUUCAUUAUCCAGAGUUACCCCAAUUAUCUUUUCCUACAUGUUGA
This is a messenger RNA of Arxiozyma heterogenica, 897 nucleotides long. RefSeq names its product Rfu1p (gene RFU1). The record is from RefSeq and is a predicted model, not a curated record. The transcript has a single exon. Lineage: Eukaryota; Fungi; Ascomycota; Saccharomycetes; Saccharomycetales; Saccharomycetaceae. Gene Ontology annotation, cellular component: membrane; endosome. Gene Ontology annotation, molecular function: K63-linked deubiquitinase activity. Bases 1 to 897 code for a protein of 298 amino acids. Gene Ontology annotation, biological process: protein K63-linked deubiquitination.